AUGGCAGGACGUGCAAAUUUCUAUCCCAAGAACCAGGUGCGCAGUGCCUUAAUCACUGACUUAAGGUUGUGGUCGCCGUACGUUGACAUUGCUUGCAGGAGAGCUAGGUAUGCGGAUGAUCCAUCUUCUACUCCCAUGGCGCAAAAUGCCAUAGCGGUUUCUAAGCAAACCUUCUGUCAACUCAUAACAUGCAGAAACCAAUGCCAGUUGAGUUUCGAAGCACUAAGCGAUGGAAAGGUGUUCAUGCAGCCUAUGCAACGAUUCUCUGUCGGCUUCCUUCUUCACGAGUCCAGCAUCUCACUCCACGAUCUAGUGACCCAUCACGGGGCAAGGCUGAAUCCGUCACGCAAAAUCUUGCUAUCUUAUGUGCUAGCUAAGUCUUUCUGGCAACUAUAUGGGUCCGAAUGGAUGCGUAACCCAUGGACCAAGAGCGACGUUCAUUUCAUGUUCGAACAGCGGGGCGAAAAACUCGCUGGCAUCUAUGUCAAUGAGCCUUUCCUCUCAGCACACUUUGACGGCUGUACGGAGUCAAAGAAUUCCGCGAUGGUGCAUUCUUUCCCCAAGAUUCUUGCUCUAGGGACUAUGCUUCUCGAAAUAGAGCUCGGUGUCGGUAUAGAGACCCUCAGACUACCCAGUGAUGUGCAAGUUGACGGUAGACCACACGCGAAUACGGAUCUUAUUGUUGGAAAAAGAGUACUUGCGGCGAAGAGAGCGGAGAAUGACUUCUUUGCUGCCUUUGCAGACGUAGUAGAGCGGUGUCUUGAUAUACACAGUUUUCUGGAAUAUGCAGAUGAUGACGAGGGCCUCCGCCACGCAAUAGAGGAGCGCAUCGUUAACGUUCUUCAUUCGUGUUACCGUACCAAUUGGACCAACGACCCCGACUUUGAGGAAAUAACUCCAGUCAUUCUGAAUCCUCCUACGUCAAGUCGAACACUGAAGUCUCCUGGCAGAGCAUCCAAUGACCAGCAUGGCGCAAGGCUCAUCGGUUCGAACAGCCAGGCCAAUUGGGAUUCACCGCAAGAUCAUCUCAACGUAUCUCAUCUCAGUUCUCAGCCAUCAAGGAUUGCAAUCCUGGACACUGGAGUUCGACGUGAACUAAGAAGCCUCACCACGAGUUACGAAGACUUCAUUUCGGUCAACGGGUUCAACCACCAGGACAACACGAAUCAUGGGACCUGCGCGGUCGCCUUGAUUAAAAAGAUAUACACGUCCGCGCAGAUCUAUGUCGGAAGAGUAUUUGAGGGACACAAUGCCUCCGAUGAUACAGCCAGUCUAAUGGCACGGAAGGCGAUUUACCAUGCUCGGACUGUCUGGGAAGCCGACAUCAUAGUAAUGCCUUCAGGUUUCGACGCAGCAAAUACAGAUCUGGAGCUUGCCAUCAAUGAUGCUUGCAAUGCCAAAGUUCUUACCUUUGCGGCGGCAUCCAACUUUGGCAACAUCAGAGAUAUUGCCUUUCCAGCCCGUCUUUACACCAGCCUGAAACUAUUCUGCAUGUUUUCUACGACGGCCGGUAUUCGAGCGAAUUGCGACUUCAAUCCUUCGCCAUCACCGCACGCGAAAUACAACUUCGCAGUACUUGGUGAAGAUGUCGAGCUACCAAUACCUGCUCUAUCGAGUGAGCCGUUCAAGCUCAGUGGAACAUCCUUUUCCGCCAUAAUUGCGGCGGCAAUCGCAGGGCAAAUCCUCGAAUUCGUUCGCCACGAACAUGCUCAUGGAUGGAUACCCUGCGCUGACAAAAUACGCACGGUAGAGGGCAUGUCUGCAGUUUUCUCGGCCAUGGCGAAAGAUAAGGACAAUGGCUAUCACUGUAUAGCGCCAUGGAAAAUCCUUUCUCAGAGAUUGCGCCAUGAGACAGUUAAUAAAGCUGAAGCACGGGAAGACCUUCGCAUCACAAUUAUCCGAGCAUUGGAAACAUGUUAG
Molecule: messenger RNA, 1920 nt
Organism: Colletotrichum paranaense
Lineage: Eukaryota; Fungi; Ascomycota; Sordariomycetes; Glomerellales; Glomerellaceae
Product: extracellular alkaline serine protease
Exons: 3
Coding region: 1-1920 (639 amino acids)
Biological process (GO): proteolysis
Molecular function (GO): serine-type endopeptidase activity
Source: RefSeq, a predicted model, not a curated record